AUGGGCUGCGGCCGUACGUGUGCUGAAAUAUCAACUCAACCUGCUAAUAUGCUCGAUAUGCCUAUGGAGGGUCGCCGUUGGCCGGGCGAGGAGAGAUCUCCAAUCCGCUACCCGGUGGAGUGGCGCGCUAGUGGCUACUAUGGGUUCCCUCCGCGGCCCGGGUACAAUUACAUCCCCUAUGCUGCCCAGUCCACGUCGUGUAUUUACCCUCCGGAGAUGGUAUCGGUAUACUCUGGAGCCGCGGUGGCUUUGCGGCAACACCAGGUUCCGUCUAAGCGUCCCUUGAACUCGAUCUUCGUGGACGGUCAGAACGGCAAACGCGUUUGUAUGGUCUCGAACGGCAGAAUAGACAUAUCGGACAAGGCUCUUAGACGUGUUGUAAAAGCGGGUGGCGAGGGUCCCCAGCCGUCCGACGCCGUGACAUGUUCUUGCGGUGUUGGCGGGCUUUGUUCCCGGAUGCCAAUGUCCAGGUCUGGUAUGGUGGGCAUGAAUAUGCCGUCAAUCGCUCACAUCCGCCACCCGGCAACGGCCCGAUUCAUGGAUAAUUCCAUGUCCUAUCCUCACAUGAAGACGGUGAGCACUUGCAGGGUGCCGACAUCGUCCUCUGAUUGCGCUCCCGGCGGAGGCCGCCUCCUGCCUUUUGAGUGGCCGAAUAAACAAAACGUCAUCGUGUACAUGAACAACGACCAGGAAGUUGUUGACGUCCACGGCUGGCGUUACGUGGAUACUUUGGGUGAGGGGUCCUACGGGAAGGUUUACUUCGUGCGCAAUGAGUUUACUGGCGAGGAGUCAGCUUUCAAGCGGAUGUUACUCCACAAGACGGGCGGCAUUUCCCCUGCCAUAAUGCGCGAGAUCCACUCGUUGAAGAUCCUCAACCACGAGAAUGUGAUAAAGCUCAACAAAGUGUACAUCGGCGACUGCCGCGUGUACCUCAGUUUCCCACGCAUCGCCGGCGGCAACCUUCGGCAGUUCUUGGAAAAGCACUAUCCGCAGGGCAUGCCGCUUGAAGAUGUGAAGGGUAUCGCAAAACAACUUAUCGACGCCGUCGCACAUAUUCACUCCAAGCGCAUAAUUCAUCGGGACAUAAAGCCGGAAAACAUCCUCGUUGAGACAUCUUCAGACCAUUUAAAAGGAGAUCAGGCUGCCUCGACGUAUGACAGACAAGCAAAUUCAUCCGUAGGAUCGUUUCACGUCUCGCAGGCCGAAUCUGGUGGCUCGCCCACCGUUCGUGAUUCAGGCCGCAAACCAAAGAUCCAGAAAGUGAUGAUAACCGAUUUUGGGCUUUCACGAACACACAAAUCUGUGGACCUUCCGCUGUUUUACAGCGAUGACACCAAGAUGAUGAACAGUCCCAUGUCCCCUGAGGUGGUGACGCUUUGCUACCGGCCACCUGAGUUGCUGCUUGGCGACUUCCAUUACUCCUUCUCCGUCGACAUGUGGUCCUUGGGCUGCGUGAUAUUCGAGCUGAUAACGGGCAAGCCCAUUUUCGAGGAGCGCACGGAAUUCGCCCUCCUUAUAGCCAUGUUCAAGAGGUUCGGCACCCCCAACGAGGCAGACUGGCCAAAUGUUGCCAACCUGCCCUUCAUGAACGCCGCGUUGCCGAAACUGAAGACCAACACGUCACUCGCUGAGUGCGAGGGCAAGGCGGACGCCAGCUGCAUGGACCUCCUUGAGCGCAUGCUAGCGCUUAGUCCCAAGAAGCGCAUCUCCGCUCAAGAAGCACUUCUCCAUCCGUGGUUCGCAAGUAGCUGA
Molecule: messenger RNA, 1752 nt
Organism: Babesia ovata
Lineage: Eukaryota; Apicomplexa; Aconoidasida; Piroplasmida; Babesiidae
Product: kinase domain containing protein
Exons: 1
Coding region: 1-1752 (583 amino acids)
Biological process (GO): G1/S transition of mitotic cell cycle; signal transduction; regulation of gene expression
Cellular component (GO): cytoplasm; cyclin-dependent protein kinase holoenzyme complex; nucleus
Molecular function (GO): cyclin binding; cyclin-dependent protein serine/threonine kinase activity; ATP binding
Source: RefSeq, a predicted model, not a curated record